UUUACGCGAACGAUUGCUCUGUGGUACAUUUUCUCGACUGAAUGUACUCCGAUCGAUGUGUUCUGGAUCUACUAGUGUAGCCUUUUGCACAGGCAUUGAGCUUUAGUUCGAGUGGAUUUCAAAUAAAGAAUUUAGAUCUGAAGCAAGGUAGGCCUACUUGACCCCUACAGAGGGAUAAUGGGACAUCACUCAUCCGACAGUGAGGAGGACACCCACAGCAGGAGAAAGAAGAAGGAAAAGUACAGGCGGCGCUCCUCUUCAUCCAGCUCCUCUGGCAGUCGGGUGACCAGCCGCAGCAAGAGGUCUAGCAGACGAAGCCGCUCUCGUAGCCAUUCCAGAGAGAGAGACAGGAGACACAGGCGGCGGUCCAGCAGCAGCUCGUCCCACGAAUCGUCCCGCAGGAGGAGGAGUCGGAGUGGAGACAGAGACCGAGGCAGGACCAACCGCUCCCAUAGGUCACACAGCCACACCCACAGGUCUCGUGAACAUCGGCGGUCUCGCAGCAGGAGCAAGAAGAGCUGCAGUCCUAGCCGGGACCGCAGCCGACGGAAGGGGCGCGACAAGGACCGGGACCGCGAGAAGGACCGUGACCGCGACAAGGACCGGGACCGCGACAAGGCCAAAGACAAAGGCAAGGAGAAACAAGGGGACAACAGCAGCCUCAAAGCGGCCCUACAACAUCUGACACCUGCAGAACAGGCCAAGGCUCGGCUCCAGCUGGUGCUCCAGGCAGCAGCCAAAACAGAUGAGGUGCUGAAGGCCAAGGAGAGGAAGGACGAAGAAACUAAGAAGAUGAAGUUGGAAGAGGGGACCUCGCUGGCCGAGCAAGUGCGAAGGAUAAAGGACAUUGAGGCCAUCGAGAACGAAUCCUUUGUUCCCCAGGCUUUCAAAUCAACCCGAGACAGUGUCAAGACAGAACCAGUGGAUGUGAAGCCGGAACCAGACGACACACCUCUGCUCCUUCCAGACAUCAGCUCCCUGCCCACCGCAAUACGCUACAACGACAGUGAUUCUCUAGCUCACCCCAGUUUGUUCCUGGACAAGGAGAAGGCUGAGGAGAUGUGGCUUAACAGACUGGUGUCCCUCCGCCAGGAGAGGCUCAUGGGAAGUCCUGUGCCCUGAUUGAACGUGUGGCUCCAUGUCCCUAAACGUUUUAAUGUGCCUCCCCCUGCACUGAGGGGUCACUGCUUUUUGUUGGAAAACUACAAAGGGUCUGUCUUUUGUUUUGUAGUCCAAAUGUGUAAUUAAAAUAUACAAGAAGGUACACAGAAAAGUGUACUGUCUGUUGGAUGUAACAUUGGUUAAUUGUGUUUAAGCUCAUUUAAAACUCUUGUGUGCUUUAGUGAAGGGUCAUUAUGAAUACGCUGACUGGUGUUUUGUAGAAUAUUUCAGCUUGAUAUUUGUCAGUCAGUCUUGUGCUAGAAGGAUCAAAUAUUGUUGUGGUCUUGAGGAAACUUAUUUUUUAAAAUGUUUGUAAUAAACUUGAGGGUGAAAAAAA
This is a messenger RNA of Esox lucius (northern pike), 1498 nucleotides long. RefSeq names its product arginine/serine-rich coiled-coil 1 (gene rsrc1). The record is from RefSeq and is a predicted model, not a curated record. Lineage: Eukaryota; Metazoa; Chordata; Actinopteri; Esociformes; Esocidae. The transcript has 10 exons. Bases 178 to 1122 code for a protein of 314 amino acids. Gene Ontology annotation, cellular component: cytoplasm; nucleus. Gene Ontology annotation, biological process: alternative mRNA splicing, via spliceosome.